GAGAGUCUCCAGUGACAAGUCGAGGUGCAGGAGAAGCUUCCGGAGCUUUGCCUUCAAGCCGAACUUUUGGGGUACGAUAAGAUAAGGGGACUGACUAUCUUAAAUGCUCCGGUAAAGCUUUGGUUGACCUGCAUGAGUUCCCGUCGCCGGGUCUCCGAGAAAAAACAAAAGAAUGGGACAAGAGUCGGAGCAGGGUAGCCGCCGACUCGCCGUGCCUGAUCCCUGUGUCACUGCACCACCUAAACAGCAGUGCGAUUGGAAGCUCGUGGGCUACUCCCAGGCUGCAUACGGAUACCUUUAAGCCAUAACAAGACUGCUACACCCAAGUCACCCGACAAACCCCUGGAGGACGAAGACUCAGGACCAAUCUACAUCACAUAUUUUUCUCAAGUAAAAGGAGCUUUUCAAUCUAUUACGACCAAAUCAAAUCCACGCCGCCGCCGACUAUGGCAAGCAACGCCAAGUCGAGGUGGGCAGACAGCGAGGAGGACGCAGCCCUGGAAGCAAAACUGAAGCGAGAAAAGGAGGAGAAGAAGCGUCUGAAGGCCGAAAAGGCGCGCAAAGCAGCCGAGGCGGAGCGAAUGGCGCAGCAGCCGAGGGCGGCGAGGGCGGCGAGGAGCAGCAAUGGCACCGAGAACAACGACGGCGACGACGACGACGACAGUCACAGCGCACGGCCAGCGAAACGGCGCAAGUUCACGCCCGACGCGGAAGACAGGACAGCAGCCAACGGCGAUGGUGGUGCUGCACCGCCAGAUGCCAAAGAGGGCGCGGCGAAGCUCAUGCGCUUCCCCGUCGGCCACUGGGGCAAGUGCCGGAGCGUGGAGAACUACGACAAGCUCAACGAUAUCGAGGAGGGUACAUACGGCUGGGUGUCACGGGCCAAGGAAGCUUCUAGCGGCAAGGUCGUUGCGCUCAAGAGGUUGAAGAUUGAACCGAGUGAUCGCAAUGGGCUGCCGGUGACGGGGUUGCGGGAGAUUCAGAUCCUGCGAGAUUGCAGCCAUCGCAAUAUCGUCAAUCUCGAGGAGGUUGUGGUAGGAGAUGACACUUCAAAGAUUGAAAACAUCUUUCUAGUACUAGAAUUCGUCGAACACGACCUUAAGAGCAUCCUAGAAGAUAUGCCCGAACCCUUCCUCCUCUCCGAAGUCAAAACCCUCCUCCGCCAACUCACCGCCGGCAUUGCCUACCUGCACGACAACUGGAUCCUCCACCGCGACCUCAAAACCUCGAACCUCCUACUCAACAACCGCGGCCAGCUCAAGAUUGCAGACUUUGGCAUGGCGCGGUAUGUCGGCGACCUAAGCCCGAAGCUGACCCAGCUCGUCGUGACGCUGUGGUACCGCUCGCCCGAGCUGCUCCUCGGCGCCAAGUGCUACGGUAAAGCCGUCGACAUGUGGAGCGUGGGCUGCAUCUUUGGCGAGCUCCUGACACGGGAGCCGCUGCUGCAGGGCACCAACGAGGUCGACCAGGUGACCAAGAUCUUUGAGCUCUGCGGCGUGCCGACGCAGGAGACGUGGCCCUCGUUCCGGAGCCUGCCCAACGCGCGGUCAUUGCGGUUUCCGAAGACGCCCAACGCGACGGGGUCCAUGAUACGGACAAGGUUUACGACGCUGACGAAUGCCGGGUGUAAGUUGCUCAACGACCUACUCUCGUUGAACCCGGAUUCGAGGCCGUCGGCCAAGGAGAUGCUGGAGCACAAAUAUUUCAGGGAAGAUCCGAAGCCCAAGAAGGAGGGUAUGUUCCCAACGUUCCCCAGUAAAGCUGGCCAGGAGAAGAGGCGAAGACAUGAACCGAAUGCUCCCGUGCGUGGGCAGAAUGCGGCAGACCUAGGUGACGUCGACUUUAGCGGCAUCUUCCAGGGCAGAGAUAAGGAAGAGAAAGGUGGCGGAUUCUCACUUAGGAUGGUGUAGAAGAGUUGAUAGUUCAUACGGCCAUGCUAUCAGCCAGUAUCAUCAAUUAAGCUGUAUAUCAAGAUAACACUCAUAAACGUCCUGAGUUUACCUAUAUGCGGAGUCAUAUUUUGCCCGACCAUGCUUCGACACUAAACG
Molecule: messenger RNA, 2048 nt
Organism: Colletotrichum godetiae
Lineage: Eukaryota; Fungi; Ascomycota; Sordariomycetes; Glomerellales; Glomerellaceae
Product: kinase-like domain-containing protein
Exons: 2
Coding region: 447-1910 (487 amino acids)
Biological process (GO): regulation of mitotic cell cycle; protein phosphorylation
Cellular component (GO): nucleus
Molecular function (GO): ATP binding; protein serine/threonine kinase activity
Source: RefSeq, a predicted model, not a curated record